This is a messenger RNA of Gambusia affinis (western mosquitofish), 1292 nucleotides long. Its product is annotated as olfactory receptor 146-like. Gene Ontology annotation, molecular function: olfactory receptor activity; G protein-coupled receptor activity. The record is from RefSeq and is a predicted model, not a curated record. Gene Ontology annotation, biological process: G protein-coupled receptor signaling pathway. Gene Ontology annotation, cellular component: membrane. The transcript is spliced from 2 exons. Bases 48 to 992 code for a protein of 314 amino acids. Lineage: Eukaryota; Metazoa; Chordata; Actinopteri; Cyprinodontiformes; Poeciliidae.
GGCUGUGUCUGCAGCUCUGUUUGGAGCCACUGGAAACCAGCAGGUGAAUGGAAAACUCCACCUUCAACAGCCUUACGCUGCAGCUGGAGGGGCUGAUGGUCACCAAGUUCUCCAGGCUCCCUUUGUUCUUCUUCUUCUUCUUCUCCUUCCUGUUUGUUCUGGUCACCAAUGCUGGCAUGAUCCUUUUGAUCGUAGUUAACAGAAGCCUCCAUCAGCCCAUGUUUCUGCUGUACUGCAGUCUAGCAUUCAAUGAUAUUUUAGGAAAUUUUCUUGUGCUGCCUCGUGUCAUGUCAGACGUCCUGAGGCCGCCGGCUGAGCGCCUCAUCGGGUACCAUCAGUGUGUGGUUCAGGCCUUCCUGGUCCACAUGUACGGCACCUCAACGCAGACGAUGCUGAUGAUCAUGGCCUUUGACAGAUAUGUUGCCAUCUGUAAUCCUCUGCGUUACUCUGUGAUAAUGACCAGCAGGAUGGUGAUGAAACUGACCGUCUCUGCCUGGGGGUCGGCCUUGGUUCCGGUGGGGAUUCUGCUGGGUCUGACCAUCCGGCUGAGCCGCUGCAGGACUCUGAUCACCAACCCGUACUGUGACAACGCCUCACUGUUCAAGCUGUCCUGCGAGAGCGUGGAGAUCAAUAACAUCUACGGCCUGACCUUCACCGUGGUUCUGUCGGUGGUGUCGGUGGGCAGCAUGGUCAUCACCUACGCCAAGAUCAUGGCCGUGUGUCUGAGCCGCCGCUGCAAAUCCCUCAACAGCAAAGCCUUACGGACCUGCAGCACACACCUGGUCGUCUACAUCAUCAUGUUCACCAGUAGCAAGGUGAGCAUCGCUCUGCACCGCUUCCCGCAGUUCACAGAGGAGAGGAAGCUGGCCAUCAUCUUGUACCACAUCAUCCCCUGCAGCCUGAACCCCAUCAUCUACGGAGUUCAGUCCAGCGAAGUGAAAAAGGUUCUGACCGGGUGGUUUCAGCCCAGAAAGGUCCAGUCAUCAGUUUGAGUCCAACAGAACAAAACAGCACCAAUUAGAGGUUUACUGUGCAUGAAAGAAAUGAUUCUGUUCAUCCAACCACGUCACAGGGAGAAACUCCACAAUCUAUCAACAAUGACUAACAGAUUAUUAUUAUUAUUAGAAUUAGUAAUAUUGUUGUUGUUAUUAAACAUUUUACUUCUCAGAAGCUGCUGAAUAAUACAAGUUUUGAAACUGAAGAACUAAUUAGUUUCCAUUUAUAACUGAUGAAGAAGCUAAACAUGAAAAUGCAUAAAAGCUGCUGGAAAUGUUUUUUUUUUCUCCAAACAU